UUUCACUCUCUAUGACUCUAUCUCGCUUAUCACCCUCACAAUUUCUCUCUCUAACGUUUCUAAAACAUCCUCUCUCUCUCUCUCUCAUAACAUGGCUGAAACAUCUGAUGUAUCGCCAUUGAAGCGUUACAGAGAACAAGAAACCCUAGUCGAGGAAGAAACGAACAAACGACAAAAGCCAACUUCGUCAUCAUCCUCUGCCUCUUACAACCAAAUUCUCUGUCUUCUCAACGAUUCAGACGAACAAAACCAACACAACAAUGACCUAACUUCCUUCAUAAACGCUCUUCAGCAAGAAAUAUCAUCGGAUGACCAAUACGCCGUCGUUUCAGAAACCUCCAACGUCGAAGACUCGUUUUCUUCAUGUGUUUCCUCAAAGGAAGAAGAAGUGGAAGAUGACAGCAAGGAGAAAGUGAUGCAGCAUCUUUUGGAAGCUUCCGAUGACGAACUUGGGAUCCCUAACACAGAUUUUGGCGAGAGUAAUUAUGAAAAGGCUAAUGACGGUUACGUUUAUGGAGAUAGUUUGUUAGAUGGGUUUGGUGAUGCGUUUUGGGAGCUUGAAGACGAAGCUGCUAAUUAUUACACGUUGCUGCAGUCUGAGCUGUUCAUGUAGAAAUUAUCCUAAUGGUUGGGAAAUAACUUCUUUUAAAACGUAAAUCUGGAAGAAUAGGCCAAUAACAAAACAAAACAUAAAAGAUUGUGUCUUUUUUUUUUAGUAUGGAAGUUCAUUUCAUUUUUUUAAGGCACAUUUCUUUUGUUUUUGUGGAGCUUACAAAAGAUCAUUUUAAUUGAUUGAGUAAUUUGUAGCAAGGCACUGAUAUUAUUUUUAAUCUACUCUACGUUUUUGCCUCUUCCGGUUAUUGAUGCGUAUAAUAAUAAUAAAAACAAUCAUGGGUUUUCGUUAUCAAAAUAUACAUCUUGUGAAUAAGAAAAAGUGAUGUAUUCGUGAAAGUAAUGUAUAUUAACGUAACUUAAGCAAGGAAUAAAGUUGAUUGAGUCAGAAUCGUUUCUUGUGAAAAUUAAACAAAGCGAAAUAAAGAGGUUUCACGCUCGCUGCCCACGCCCAGUGCCCACACUCCAACGUUUAUGUUUGCCUUACGAUUACGUAUACGUUUUACAU
This is a messenger RNA of Arabidopsis thaliana (thale cress), 1120 nucleotides long. RefSeq names its product zinc finger CCHC domain protein. Lineage: Eukaryota; Viridiplantae; Streptophyta; Magnoliopsida; Brassicales; Brassicaceae. The record is from RefSeq and is marked reviewed. Bases 92 to 613 code for a protein of 173 amino acids. The transcript has a single exon.